This is a messenger RNA of Mitosporidium daphniae, 762 nucleotides long. RefSeq lists its product as uncharacterized. The transcript has a single exon. NCBI's taxonomy places the organism in Eukaryota, Fungi, Microsporidia. Bases 1 to 762 code for a protein of 253 amino acids. The record is from RefSeq and is a predicted model, not a curated record.
AUGGGCUCGCCCACGGAAAGCGCAAAUUCACCCUUUGCUGGCCUUUCUAUCUCUUCACAUGAUGUGUUACGGGGGGCAGUUCGAGAAAGAUGCCCAAAAUGCUUGACGUAUUCAAAGUACUAUUGCUACACAUGCUUUUCGCUGAUGCCCUCUAUCCCUUGCGACAGGAUCCCCAAGGUAUCUGCUUCAAAAGAAAUACUUGUAUGGAAACAUCCGAACGAAAACAUUGCAAAGUGCACAAGUGUCCACGCCCUUUUACUUUUCCAAUCUUCCGUACGAAUGUUCCAACACCAUCCGACGUUUCACGACGCUGCACAGCUGCGUGAACAUGUGCCGAACCCUAAUGAAACCAUCAUAUUGUAUCCCUCGAAAGAGGCGCCGUUCAUUGGGGAUAUCGACACUAACUCAUACAAGUGUGUUGUUUUUCUCGAGUCUUCUUGGGCACAAUCGACUACCAUGUUUAAUGCGAUUACUUCCGCAUGUCCAGGUAUCCGGACCGCACAAUUAGACCUCACCAAUACCUUCCUGAAACGCGGCACGCUCUUUUGGAGAUACCAGAAUAGGGGCGAAUUUUGUCUGAGCACCAUUGAGGCAAUAUACUUGUUUUGCACGCAGAUCGAUGUGUUGUCAAACUGUGACAAUGCUCUGUAUUUUUUCUCUUUUUUCUAUCAUUUAAUCCAAGAGCAUUACGGUAAACUGGGUCGGGGCUUCUCUGGUAAACAUAGACUCGGAAAUUCGUAUAUCCAAUUCAAAGAAAGUUAA